Molecule: messenger RNA, 3343 nt
Organism: Cantharellus anzutake
Lineage: Eukaryota; Fungi; Basidiomycota; Agaricomycetes; Cantharellales; Hydnaceae
Exons: 2
Coding region: 190-3189 (999 amino acids)
Source: RefSeq, a predicted model, not a curated record
CCAGAACUGGCCAGACUUUUGGUACCAGCGUCCAGCCGCAACGCAUCGGAGCGACUGACAGUGACCAAGGCCCAGAAGCUUCUCGGUGGUGCCUUUGAAGUCUGAGCCAUUCUCUCGGACGCAUUACACCAUUUAUUUUACCAUCAGCCAUUCUGUCCUCACAUUUCACCUUGAUCUGUCAAGCCUAAAAUGCCCCCACCCCCCUUCUCUCGCAUUGCCCUUGCAGCCGCCUUGCUGGAGUAUGAUAAUGACCCUGAUGACCCCACCAAGCCUAAACGCUCUGCUCAGGAUAGUGCCAUCUUCUCUCACCUUCGGCGAUCUGGUCCCGUUCCAAAACCUGAGAGUGUUCUUGACUACGAUGACCUCCCGGAACCUAGAAGGAGCAAAGACUUUCUUAGAGUGCCUCUUCCAGGGGAUGAUGAUAGCUUAUUCUCGCCAAUGGAGUCCACAUUCGGCGUCCGCGCGUCAAUAGAUGGCCGACGUUCUCUGGACGUUCUUCGAGAGCAUGGCGAACAAUUCUUCCAAGCUGCAAGCAAAGAAGAUUCUGAAGAGUACGACUCGGAUGAUAGGGUUGAUCUAGGCUCGUGGGGUCUAGACUCGCUCAUUCCUCCGAAGCGCAAAACGAAGGACAAACCAGCGAAGCGUCCCGGCCCUAGUCGUGUUCGCCCCGCGUCCGAGUACCUAGAUAAUCUCCCUAACGCCCAAAGCCCUCAAAGAAUUUCAUACGCUCAAGACGCGUUCGAUGUCGCCGACGGGCCUUCCUCAUCUGCCGGACCCCGCGCACGUCCGACGCGUUCGCGAACAGCUAGUUUCAUGAAUGAUCUCGGAUUUUUGGGAAACGCGUCGAAAGAAGCAACUCAUGGGACUUUCCCGAUGACUGGAAGGCCACAAACAUCAUAUAUCCCCUCCGAGUUUGACGGUCGUGCUGGAAUACUUGGAGCGCGACCUCACUCCGUGAUGGACUCAAUAUCUGUGCCCUUUCCGACCUCUCGCCCUGCGACUCCUGGCCCUGACUUUAGAGCCGCCGAAGGAAUUGAGGAUUCGAAGUUUGCCAUUCCGCUUCCUCCUCCCGAGCGGUUGUCAAAAUUCGAUCCAAAAGCAGCGAGACGAACUCGAACUGAGUCCAUGGGAUCCUGGAUCUCAGAGCCAGGCCUUAGGGAAAACUUAGAAGAUCGAGCACGGACUGUCUCCAUGGGUUCCCGACCUUUACUUGGAGAUGGAAAUGAUCCAGGCGCGAUGGGGAGACCAGUUUCAGUGGCUCCUUCCCAGGUGACCGAACAUCGGCGAUUAUCGAGGAUGAAACUUUUGCGCCCCAAAGUGCUCAUCAUGCCUAGCCCCUUGCGUGAUCUGAACAAUGUCGAGGUUUCUUCCAAGCCCGACUCACGAGUUGGGGAAGGAUUCUUAGAAACUACUGGCGAUCGUCCAUUGCCAGCAGGUUUCCGUGAAUCAACCUUAGCUGCUCGUCCUGGUGUACGGCCGAAUACUGGGCCGGAGGCUCUAGGAAAACUUCCGACGUCCUCCCACUUGAUGCCCAACUCACGAAUGAGUCUAUCAGCCAGUCAGCUCAUGUUCCGAAAUUCGCUCAGGGUUGAUGGAAACUAUCUGGAGGAUGAACAGCGGCUGAGUAGAGCCCAAUUCGAUGGAGAAAAGAUCGAGAUGUACAAUGAAGAUCCAGAUCAAAUUGAGGCUGCCUACCGAGAGUUGCAGCAUCCGACUGGAAAACUGCUUGGGCACAAUUUGAUGGACGCUCUUGCUGCUCGAAAGGACGAAAUUAAAGGAAAGAAACGUGUAUUUACAGGAGAUGGUCGCUUCUCUAUGAUGGAAAGAAGUCUGAGCACUCGUAAUACUUUAAUCGAUGCCGCAACAUUCGAUCAACCGCAGGUCGCUGUGGUUGACAGCGAAGGCAGACCAAUCAAGCCAGAAGCUCGCAAGGUCUCGGAUGGUGACCGCCGGAAGUCCGCGGCGCCCUUGGUUGAUCUUAAAGGGGUUGGCUCUGGGCCGCGAUCACGAACGGUCAUAAGUAAAUCCCGAACAUCAGUGUUUGGAGUGGACACCGUUUGGGAGAGGGAAAUGUCCCGGCUGCGGGAGCUGGAAGAAGUAGAAAAGGGGGCUAUAGAGCAACGGUACAUAGAAGGGGAGAGUAAAGCGGCAAAGAAAACAAAACUCAAAGGGAGGAGCGCGGGCCCCAGCAACAUUCCCACCAGUCCCGGCGAAGAGAUCGCAUCAGAGAUGCCACAGGGUGAUUCGAACAUGCUGAUGCCACCUCCUACUUUACCCGAAGUCUCGUUGGUCACCUCGAGAGCUCGCCCCAGGAAACCCAAAGUCCCGAGUAGCGAGAGUGAUGACGAGGAGGAGCAUGGCGCUGUUGAGCGUCGCAGAGUAAGCACUGCAACUUUGGGUGUCAAAGGAUGGUUUGCAGGAUCUUCCGAUGACGAAGACGAUAGGCGUCCCUUCAGUAGGAAUACAGGUCGCUUCGGUACACCCCCUAGCUCGCAAGCUCCUCGGCUUCCCCCUGUCACAGGCGAUUCCGAAGACGAAGAUGUCCCAUUGUCACAAAUCAAACCUACCGCAACAGUACUCUCACGAAACGACUCAGACGAAGAUGAGCCCUUGGUACAAACCAGAUCACGUUUGAGUGUGACUCCUACAACAUUGCUCAACUUCCCUGAACCCAAACCUACUCCAACUCUUCCAACUCUAUCUAAUCCCGAACCGACACCGGCGGAUGAAGAAGAUGAAGAUGACAACAUUCCACUUGGUCUGCGGGUGUCUGCUAAUACCCGAUCUUCACAGCAACCUCCUGCCAAUGCUGGCGGCGAUGACGAUGAGGACGAGACACCUUUGGGACUUCGUUAUGGCACUGACACCUCACCAAAUGCCGAGCAACAACGUCAACAACAACAGAUGUCGAUGUUGCUUGUGCAACAGCAGCAGCAGCAACAGGCACAGCAGCAAAUGUACCUACAGCACAUUGCACGACAAUCUCUGGCUGGUUUUUCAACAAUGACUGGGACUGGGAUGAUGCCAGCGGGGGGAUUUCCAACGUUUGGUCCUCCUUCAAUCGGCAUGUUCGGGGUCGCUUCGCCAGUCAUACCUAAUCCUCCUGUGAUGCCGGUAGUGAAUCAUGCAGAUUCUGCCAAGAUUGGUAGAGUUGAUGCCUGGCGAAAGGGUGUUGCUGCAGAGCCUUAGGUCCUACAUCCCAGCUUCUUCAUUUUUGGCCUUUUUUGUAUUUCGAAUCAUAAUAUACGUUGCUCCAGGUCGUGUUUAUCCUAAUUAUCCAGGGGCCAUGCACAGCAAUCAAAUUACUGAAUUAUUAACGAACACAUCAUAAUCGUAAAAAGUC